This is a messenger RNA of Cajanus cajan (pigeon pea), 1830 nucleotides long. RefSeq lists its product as uncharacterized. The record is from RefSeq and is a predicted model, not a curated record. Lineage: Eukaryota; Viridiplantae; Streptophyta; Magnoliopsida; Fabales; Fabaceae.
AUGGCGAUAACUAGGAGAACAAAUACGCAGGACCACCAACACGAGAAUGAAGAACAUGUUGAGGUUGUUGACGAAACGGAUCUUUCUGAAGUUGUUCGGGUGCUAAAACAGGAAAUGGAGAUCAUGAAACAGCAACGAGAAAAAGAUGCAAGGAAACUUGCGGCCUUGAAAGUCGAGAACGAGAACUUAAAAAAGGAUAAUAUGUCAUGGAAACCCUCUCAAGCGGCAAACUCGCAAACUCAAGGGUCUUAUCAGUCCCAGGCGAUCCACACCUCGGUUCCCCAUGCUUCGGCAGCAGCACCUGAGAAGUUCCCUUCGGCCCUCCCCACAGUUGGUCGUCUUGCAGAUGUGGUAACUUUGAGCACCACGGGUGAUGCCGCGUUGUGUCGGAUUUUUCCAACAUCCCUCAAGGGCAGGGCCUUGAGUUGGUUCACUCGGCUCCCCCCCAAUUCCAUUGACUCGUUAAACACUUUGUCGUCCCACUUUAAUAUUCAGUUUCCAACAAGUUGCCCUCACAGUUUGACGUCCUUGUCGCUGGUUAGCCUUCGGCAAGACAAGAAGGAGUCGCUUCGAACUUUCAUGGAUCGGUUCAACAAGGCUACCUUGGAGAUCCGAGAUCUUAAUCCGGCUGUAGCGCUCCACCAUCUCACAACAGCUUUGAAACCUGGACCAUUUGUUAAUAGCAUCUGCAAGAAACCUCCUUCGGACAUGAAUGACCUACGAAGGCGGGCAGAUAAAUACAUGCAGAUGGAAGAAUUGGCAGAGUAUCGCAAUCAGGCCCGAGCCGAACAGUGUGGAAAACCUGAGAAGCAACCAGAACAACUAUACAAGGGGCGAGGCAAAGAGUUAACCUUACGUGAUCGACCUACGCAAGGUCUGAAGUACUCCCAUUACACACCACUCAAUGCAAGCCGAGCCGUUGUGCUUGAACAAGCACUCGCCUCAGAAGUAUUAGCAGUCCCAAAAAGAGCCUCAACACCACCCCGCGCUAAUGUCAGCAAAUCUUGCAAGUAUCACCGCAAUCACAGACAUUCGACCGAAGAGUGCGCGGCGUUGAGAGAUAAAAUUGAAGAUUUGAUCAAACAAGGGCAACUCAGAAAUUUCGUGGAUUGGCCAAACUCAUCUCGCCAUCAGUCAACAUACCAACCUCGGCAGCAAGACAGGUCUGACCGCUCAGAUAGGCAUCGCCGCGAGCGCAGCCGAUCAAGGGAUCGGAAAGAGGACCCUCAUACAACGCAUCGCCGGGUUAUCAACAUGAUUGCCGGGGGUUUUUCCGGUGGCGGGUCGACAUCAUCGGCUCAAAAACGACAUUUGCGAGUUGUUCGAUCGGUGAAUGCUCUUGAGCAGCGGGUGACUCGGCGAUUGCCCACCAUCACAUUCACUGAUGAGGAUUUUAAGGGCAUUGAUCCAGUUCAGGAUGAUCCUAUGCUCAUCAGCGUAGAAAUACGCAAUUGUAUUGUGAAGAAGACACUAAUUGAUCAGGGCAGUUCGGCUGAUAUUCUAUAUUGGAACACUUUUGUACAGCUCGGUAUCCCCGAAGAAGAGCUAACCCCCUACAAUGAGCCGCUGGCUCGUUUUGCAGGGGAAAGGGUCAACACCAAGGGAUUCAUUAAACUCUCUACUCGGUUUUGUUUCGACGAAAGGGAGCACCGAGAUAUCCAGGUGAAAUAUAUCGUCGUCCAAGCCAACACAUCUUAUAACAUAUUACUUGGUCGGCCAUCAUUGAACGCCCUGGGGGCAAUUGUUUCAACCCCGCAUCUGGCUAUGAAGUUCCCAUCGGCCAAAGGAAACAUUCUCACCAUACACGCCGAUCAAAAGGCAGCUCGGUAG